CUCUGUUUCUUCAAGCCUGUGAAAAUGCGCGACCAAUGAGUAAACAGAGCAUGUGACCGAAUUUUCGAAUCGAGAAAACCAUCGUCUUCCUUAUUUCUACGUAUUUUACGGCGAGCCUCUAGUCGCUCAUCGUCAGCCCCAUAAAUUUCCUGAAUCUUCUCCGAUAACUUCGUCUUAUAUACAUCGCCACAGAAAUUUCGGUUCCUGUUCGUGAAUUAGCGGUAGGGUUUCAUUUGUAUCUCCGCAACGAAUUUUCCUAUUGAUUGGUUCGUUUGGAUCUGAGAGGUAUUGAUUUCGAUCGAUCUCAAAAGGGUAGUUGUUCGUUUGCUCAAUCGAACGAGAUUGUUAUUGUUUUCUGCUGUGGAAUAGUAUCUGGAUCUGUCAGAUUAAUAGGCUAGUUUUUACGAUUGAGCUAUCGGAAAUGAUUUGAUCUUCAUGUGUGGUUGAUCAUCGAAGAGUGUUUCAUUGAGACUGUUAAUGAAUAUUGCUGUAAGAGAGGAGGAGGAGAAUCUGCUUUUAAGCUUCUCGUCGUACUCGUUUCUGGGAUUUCUCAGGUUCUCAAGUUUGGAUUUCAAUAAGAAAUCUGCGUCCACCGUAAACCCUAGAUUUAGAUGGGAUAAGGUGUUCUUUCAGAUAAAAGGUGAGAACUUUCCGAAUUUAACUUAGUUGAACUGAGAUGGGUUCGUCACAAGGCUCCACACUCUCGGCUGAUGUGAUGAGCCUUGUGGAUACAUUGCCUGUGCUUGCAAAAACCCUUAUCGCUGGAGGAGCUGCUGGGGCAAUUGCUAAGACUGCUGUUGCACCUUUGGAAAGGAUCAAAAUUCUAUUGCAGACUAGAACAAACGACUUUAAGACCCUUGGUGUGUCCCAGUCAUUAAAGAAGGUGUUACAAUUUGAUGGUCCUCUCGGAUUCUAUAAAGGAAAUGGGGCGAGUGUUAUUCGGAUUAUUCCAUAUGCCGCCCUUCAUUACAUGACGUAUGAAGUUUAUCGUGACUGGAUUUUGGAAAAAAAUCUUCCCUUAGGUUCUGGUCCAAUUGUUGAUCUUGUGGCUGGUUCAGCUGCAGGUGGAACAGCAGUUUUGUGCACAUAUCCCCUUGAUUUAGCUCGUACUAAGCUAGCUUACCAGGUUUCUGACACAAGACAGAGUCUCCGAGGUGGUGCGAAUGGAUUUUACCGUCAACCUACUUAUUCAGGCAUAAAAGAGGUGCUUGCAAUGGCUUAUAAAGAAGGGGGACCACGCGGGCUAUAUCGUGGCAUAGGGCCAACGCUGAUCGGGAUCCUUCCUUACGCGGGGCUUAAGUUCUACAUAUAUGAGGAAUUGAAAAGGCAUGUUCCUGAAGAGCAUCAAAACUCUGUUCGAAUGCAUCUACCAUGUGGAGCUUUAGCUGGUUUAUUUGGCCAGACCAUCACUUACCCAUUGGACGUUGUUAGGAGACAAAUGCAGGUAGAGAAUCUGCAACCUAUGACGAGUGAAGGCAACAACAAGCGUUACAAGAACACAUUUGAUGGGCUUAACACGAUUGUUCGAACUCAGGGUUGGAAACAGUUGUUUGCUGGUUUAAGCAUCAACUACAUUAAGGUAAAUCAGAUGAAGAAACAAUGAAUCCAAUAUCUCAGUCUCGGUUUCACUUUUUUCCUCUAUGAUUCGUUUAAUUGUCUUUAUUUGCUAGAUUGUUCCAUCGGUUGCGAUUGGAUUCACAGUCUAUGAGUCGAUGAAGUCAUGGAUGCGAAUUCCACCGCGCGAGAGAUCAAAGCCAGCAUGAGGGUCUUUGUUCCUUCACUCUCUUAUAGAAGACACAGAAGACAGAAGAAAACAUGAUUGUUAGACAGAUUUUUUUUUCCCUACUUCUUUUCAUUUUCAAGGCCAAUUUGCCCCUAAAAAUCCUUGAUAGUGAUAAUAUUCUUUUGAGAAAUUAUGCUAAAAUUUAUAAAUCUGUGAUCAAAUCCAAGCGAAAGAUAAAGUUGAUAUCUGUUGUUGUGCAGCAAGGAUUUGGAAAAUUUCCAAUUGACAAUUAAGAAAAAGUUUCUUAGAAUAACUCGAACUUAAA
This is a messenger RNA of Arabidopsis thaliana (thale cress), 2048 nucleotides long. RefSeq names its product Mitochondrial substrate carrier family protein. Gene Ontology annotation, cellular component: mitochondrial inner membrane. Lineage: Eukaryota; Viridiplantae; Streptophyta; Magnoliopsida; Brassicales; Brassicaceae. The record is from RefSeq and is marked reviewed. The transcript has 6 exons. Gene Ontology annotation, molecular function: coenzyme A transmembrane transporter activity. Gene Ontology annotation, biological process: transmembrane transport; mitochondrial coenzyme A transmembrane transport. The coding region runs from base 677 to 1603 and encodes 308 amino acids.